Molecule: messenger RNA, 8716 nt
Organism: Poeciliopsis prolifica (blackstripe livebearer)
Lineage: Eukaryota; Metazoa; Chordata; Actinopteri; Cyprinodontiformes; Poeciliidae
Gene: cenpf
Product: centromere protein F
Biological process (GO): mitotic cell cycle; regulation of G2/M transition of mitotic cell cycle; metaphase chromosome alignment
Cellular component (GO): chromosome, centromeric region; nucleus; spindle pole
Molecular function (GO): protein homodimerization activity; dynein complex binding; microtubule binding
Source: RefSeq, a predicted model, not a curated record
CGAACUCUUCCUCAACUACAGUUUGAAUUUUCUGAAGUCGAGCAAGAAGCGUCGCGCCCAAAGUUUUAGGCCAUGAGCUGGGCGGUGGAGGAGUGGAAGGAUGGACUUCCAGGGAAAGCCCUGCAGAAGAUCCAGGAAAUGGAGGUCCAACUGGACAAACUGAAGAAGGAAAGGACGCAGAAGCAGUUUCAGCUGGACUCUCUGGAAGCCGCCCUGCAGAAACAGAAGCAGAAGGUGGACAGCGAACGCACCGAGAUCUCUGCUUUGAAGAGAGAAAACCAGUCGAUGAUUGAGUCAUGUGAUGCUUUGGAGAAAACUCGUCAGAAGGUCGUUCAUGACCUCGGAGUCAAAGAGCAGCAGGUGAGCUACCUGGAGGGUCAACUCAACACCUGCAGGAAGACAAUAGAUCGACUGGAGCAAGAACUCAAGAAGUACAAAACUGAGCUCGAUCGCUCUCAACCUGCUGGAUCUUCCUCAUUGUCCACCUCUUCCUCUGACCUGCAGACGUUCAGCACUCCACAGAAGACUUUCGCUACGCCAGCGCCUGUCGCUGCACACAGACAGCCAGACGGCAAACUGGACGAGCUUCAGGAAAAGUACAACCAUGAAGUGGAAGAAAGAAGGAAGCUGGAAAGUGAGCUGAAAAUGUUGCAGGUUAAGUUGCUGAAUCAGUCAUCUGUCAGCCACAAGGACAUCGCUGCCCGCCACACUGGGUCAUCCAUAUUCCCAUGGCAACAGCAAGAUCAGGUCCACAGGGGCCAGGAUGUGAUGGAAACGCCGCUAAAGAGACGCGGUGCUUCUCUGUGGGACGCCCACGAGGAGACGCCGAUCAAACCCAACCAGCGGAUGAGUUCGUCCAGACCCGUCCAGAGUCCCAGCGGAUCGACCCAGCAGACGGAGCAGCUGAAGAGCCUCAACCAGGAGCUGCGUGGACGUGUGUCAGAGCUGGAGAGGAAUCUGGCCGCUCAGGAAAAGGAAAUUCGUAGCCAAACAUCAAAGCUGCAAGAACUCCAAACUCACUUGAACCAAACCCGCAAAGAGCUGGCGGAGCGGGACAGGGAGCUGGCCAAGGCCGGCCAGGAGCUGGGCCAGGCUGCAGACCGCCAGCAGCAGCUGGAGGCAAAGUGCUCCUUGGUGGAGCAGAAGCUGAAGCAGGUCUCUGAGGAGAUGAGCUGCCAGAGGCACAACGCUGAAAGCUGCAGACGAGCUCUGGAGCAGAAACUCAAAGAUCAAGAGAGAAACAGUCAGAAGGAGUUGGCUCAGCUUCAGAGUUCCCAUCAGGCUUUGGAUCAGCAGCUCAACCAGACCAGAACCAAGCUGACACAGGAGGUCCAGCAGGCCAAAAAAGACCACAAUGUUCUUCAAGCGGAAAUGGAGAAGAUGCGCUUGCAGAAGAGUCAGAUGGAGAGAGAAAUGGAGGAGCAGAAGCAGAAGCUGCUGCGGUCCGAGCAAGUUCUGCAGGCGACUCAGACCAAAGAGCAAGACCUCCACAAAAAGAUGGAGGAACUGCAGAAGGAGAAGAACAAUGUGACCAUCCAGUUGGACCGCAGCAGCAGGUCUCUGACUCAGCUGGAAGAGGAGAAGAGGAUCUCAGAGCAGUCGCUGAAACGGACCCAGGGGCUCCUGGAGGAUCUGAAAGCGAAAUCUGAAGGACAGGCUGAGGAGCUGAAGAGACUCCAGUCAAAACUUGAGCAACAGACUCAGGCGGCAGCGAAAGAGCUGGAACACGUGAAGAAGACGCUUUCUGACGCAGAGGCCAGAAACGACAAAUCUCAGAAUGAGCUUCAAAAGCAAAAGCAGGAGGGUGAGAAGCUGAGCAACAAGCUGACGGUCGUAGAGGAGGAGAACGAAGAGCUGAAAUCAAACCUCCGUCAGAGUCGGGACGAGUGCCAGGCGGUGAAACAGGAGCACCAGGCUCUGCUGGAGUGGAAGAAAAACAAGGAGAACCUGAUAAACCAAACCGAGGCCGUGCAGCAGGAGCUCACCGACAAGAUCAUCACUUUGGAGGGCAAAGCGAGUCGGCUGGACGAGGCCAGCAAUGAACUCCAGGACAAGAUCUCAUCCAUGGAGGCAGACAAAGCCAGUCUGUCCGCCCACAUCGACGCCCUGAAGGGAGAACUCCUCAUGAGGAGCACGGAGCUGGAGGAGAAGGAGCAUCAGUACCAGCAGCUUCAGCUCCACGUCUCUGAAGCGGCACAGAAACACGGCAAAGACCUGGAGAACGCCGGGAAGCAGCUGGCGCAGCUCCAAGGACAGGUGAAAGAUCUGGAGUCCCGGCUGCAGAAGGAGACGUCUCGAGCCGAGUUGGCUGAAAAGAGCAGCUGCGAGCUGAAGGAGGAGCAUCAGGCCGCCUGCGACCUGCUGCGCUCCAAAGACCAGCUGCUGGAGCUGGGCCUGGCCGAGGUCAGCCAGCUGAAGGGCAGCCUCGCUCAGGCCGCCGCACAGCAGGAGGCGCAGAGCGACAGCUUUGUGAAGCAGAAGGCCGUCCUGCUGAAGCAGUGUGAGGAGAGCGUUUCGGUGCAGGCCGAGGAGACGGAGCGCGUCAAGCUGCAGGCAGAGGAAGUCCAGCAGGAGCUGCAGCUCUCCAAAAACAAAAUCACCUCCCUGGAGCAGAUCCUGAAGAUCCAGGAGCAGCUGGGAGCCGAGCUGCAGAAACAAAUCAAGACGCUGUCCGAUAAGGAGGAGGAGCUCACGAAGACGUGCGAGGAGAAAUCAGAGGAGCUGAAACGCUUGGAGGAGGAGCUGAAGGACCAGCGGAGCCGCACCGAGGAGACGGAGCAGCAGCUGAGAGCGGCUGAGGCUCAGAUCCACUACAUGAAAAAUCAAACAGCCGAGCUGGAAAAUCAACUUCAAGAGAUGAAGAAAGAAACAGAGAUCCUGCAGUUCAGUCACACUGAAAGGAUAAACGCUCUCCAGGAACAGAUUGCAUGUCUGGAGAAGCAAGUUGCUGCAAACCAGGAAGCAGCAGAGGAGCUUCCUGUCCUGAAAAACAAACUGGACGUGGUCAACCAGUCUCUUGCUCACCUUAACAAAUCUCUUGAAGCUUCAGAGAAGAGCCUCAGCUGUGCAAAUGAAAAAAAAGCUGAUCUGGAGGUCACCUUGUCUGAGAAAGUGAAACUUGUCUCUGCUUUGGAGGAUCAGAUCAAUAACCUCACUGAGAAGCUGAGGAAAGAGUCUGAGAGCCACAGCUCAGAGGUUGAGGACUUUGUCAAUAAGGAGAGGAGCCUCAAAGAGCAGCUGGAAGCCACUAAGAAAUCAGUGGCUGCAGCCAAAGGAGAGUCGAGCUCGAGACGGGAGGAGAUCCGAACCAUGAAGACGACCCUGACUGCAGCGUCCCGCGGCCUGGAAGAAAGAGACAACACGAUAAAAAGUCUGAAAGAGAAGCUGAACAAAGCAGAGGCAGAGCAGGCCAAAGCCUCUGAGCUCCUGAAGGAGAAGACGGAGGCCAUGAACAAAAUCAAGGUGCAGCUGGAGAUGCUGCAGAUGGACCUGGAGGACAACGAGUCGGCCAUGACCUCCGUGGACAGUCAGGUGGAGGAGCUGAAGGGAAUCAUAGCGUCACUGGAGGCCAGGCUGGAGGACAGCAAAGCCCAGGUUUCUGUCUUGGAGACGCGUUUGGAUGAGGUUCAGUCCCAAAACUCUCUGCUGGAGACAAAAUACGUGACGGCGAAGGAUGAGCUGCUGGAGCGGAGCUGCGAGAUAACCCGUCUGGAGGAGGAGGCUGUGAGGCGGCAGCAGCUAGAGGAGAGCUUCUCUGCCUUGGAGGCCAAACUGAGUCAGAUUGUUGAGGAAAACUCAAAAGCAGAGAUGGUACUGAAGCAGAUCAUUCAGGAGAAACAGAGCCGUUUGGAUCAGCUAAACGAGGAGAAAAACAGCCUCCAGGCUUCCUUAACGCUGCUACUGGAUGAGCAGAAACAAGCCGAGUCUGAAAUCACCCAGGUGAAAGCGGGGAAGGAAGAGCUGGAGGAGAGAAUGAGCAACCUGUUGAAGGAGAUUCAGCAACUCCAUGCUGAUGUUAGAGAGUUAUCUGAGCAGAAACAGGAAGCGGAGGCAAUGAUUGAGCAGAUGGCUGCAGAAACACAACAGACAGAGUCGGCGCUCCGUCGGGUCUCGGAGGAGAAAGCCCAGCUGAGCGUCGCUCUGAGUUCUGUGAGCGAGGAAAACGUUGAGCUGCAGGAGAGGAUUUCCACUCUGACCUCCGAGGUCGGGGAGCUGGUCUGCAAAGUGAAGCAGGUGGAGGAGGAGAAACUCCAGGUGGAGUCUAAGUUUAGUCAAAUCUCUGAGGAAAACAUCAAGCUGCAGUCAGACAUGAACCGUCUGACUGCAGAGAAGCAGCAGCUGCAAACCAGCACAGAGAGGCUGCAGGAGGAGAUGGCGUCUCUGCGGGAGGAGAGCGAGCGUGUCCAGCAGACGCUGCAGGAGCAGCUCAACACGGAGACCAACCACACGGAGAGCAGAGCGCAGAACCAGCAGUUUGAGGCGGAGCAGACUGCACUCCACCAGAAGCUGUCCGUCCUCCAGACGGAGCUGGCUCUGCUGCAGCAGCAGUACGAUCUGCUGCUGCAGCAAGUGGGCCAGCAGCAGCGCAUCAUUCAGCAGCUCACAGAAUCACACAAACACCAGAAUCCAGCUGGAAACGUCCCCCGCCAAGAGCCCAGAGACGCUGAGGAUGGCGCAGAGGCAGCUGAACAGACCGAACCAAACCCAGAACUUGGUGUGAGCGUCGGUACCAGCGCAGAGUCAGAUGCAUUGAAGGAACAGGAAGAGGCGUCUGGAAGGAGCCCUGAUCAGGCUGCGAGUGAGGCAGAGCUGAUCGUUAGGGAGGACGCCUCUGAUCAGGAGAUGAUCAAUGAGGAGGAGGCUCAUAAACAUGAUGCUCAGGACAUCCAACCUCACCAGCAGGUCCAUGAGGAGAACUGCAGCAGUAGUGGAGAUCUUGAAAAUGAGAACUAUGAUGCAUUUUCCUCCCAACAUGAGAUAAGAGGCAUGAAAUUCUCCGGAGACGAGUCUUGGCCGGUGAAAGACGUCGGCGUCGACACAGAAAUGAUCUCAAAACAGCAGAGUGAACUGCAGACGCUGAGGUCAGAGUUUGACCUGCUGACCUCUGAGCUGCAGCUGAGAGCAGAGCUGACCUCAGAGCUGGAAGUCCAAGUUCAGCAGCUGGAGGAGAAAGUUCAGGCUGCAGAGGAGCAGCUGAGCACCGCUUUGGAGGAGAAGAAGAGUCUUUCUGAUCAGGUGACCGAGCUGCUGGAGGAGAGGGAGUCACUAGGUCUGCAGCUGGAAACGUCUAAAUGUCAACUCACUGACGUCAUGGAGAUGCUGGAAGGACUUGAGAUGGCCAAAGGCGGAUGGGAUGAGAAGUUCCUUCAGCAGGAAAGUGAGUUGAAGAGAGUCCGCUCUGAAAAAGCUAACCUGGAGCAGCACAUCCUGGGAAUGGAGUCUGAACUGGAGAGCCUGCAAGCAGAAAGCUGCAGGCUGACGGAGGAGCUGGAGACCCAGAGGAAAACUUGUUCAGGACGGGAACAACACAUAGAAACUCUCCUCACGGAGACGACCCAGCUGAGAGCUGAACUCGUGUCGUGCUCUGAAGACCGAGAUGAGUUGAGUCAGUCUGUAGGUCAGUGGAGAGACAAAGUUCACAGUUUGGAGAAGACAAACCUGGAAACCAGAAAUUUAAUCUCCAUCCUGGAGGAAGACAUCCGGGUCGGAAGGAAGGAGUACGAAGGUCUACAGAGCAGCAUGGAGAGAGUGAAGGCAGAGAGGGAGCAGUUUGUGCAGCAGGUUGUGGUUCUGGAAGAGGCCAUUUCUAAACACAACAGGGAGAAGGAGGGGCUGCUCAGCCACCUCCAUGAGAUGGAGGAUCAUCACACGUCCACCAACCAAAACACCGAGUCCAUGGCCGGCAAAAUCCAGGCUUUGGAGGGAGAACUGUGUCGCCUCUCCCAGUCUCUGGAGUCGUCGCUGCUGGAGAAAGGAGAAAUCGCGUCUCGGCUGAACUCCACUCAGGAUGAAGUCCAGCAGAUGAGGACGGGCAUCGAGAAGCUCCAGGUCCGCAUCGAGUCAGACGAGAGGAAGAAGAAGAACAUGGGAGAGCUGCUCAAAGCUGCUCAGAGAAAGUCUGACCUGCUGCAGGAUCGCAUCGAUGCGCUGGAGCGAGAGAGAGACGAAUUUGAGCAAAAUCUAGAGGAGGCCGUGUUGCAGGCUGAAGCAGCAAAAGCUGAACUGGAAGAGGAGAGGUAAGGUAACAGAAACACUCCAGUGGAAGAAGAGAAGAAAGAGCUGAAUGAGAAACUGACUGAGUUGUUCGUCGCUUUGGACGCUCUGAGAUCUGAGAAAGCUCAUUUAGAAAGAGAGCUGGACUUGAAAAAUGAAGAGAUAGAGGAGCUGAAGGCGGCUAAGGACAAUCUGGAACAGGGUUUGGAAGCAGAGGUGGACAGGAGAGAAGAAGAAGACAGACAGAGACAAAGGCUAGAGGAGCUGGAGAAAUGGACGAGAGAGGAAGCAGAGAGACGAAGUGUGCAAGUUGGAGACCUUCAGGGUCAGCUGACUGAGUCGGAAAGGGAAAACAACGACCUUAGGACAGCUAUUGAGACUUUAGGAGAAGAAAUAAAGGAUCUUAAAACACUUGCUCAAGGUAAAGAGGAAGAAAUCCUCGCUUUGGAGAAGGACAAAGAAAAUAAGGCAGAAUCGAUCUCAUCAAUCGUAGCAGAGAAGAAACGAUUGGAGGAAAGAAAUGAACAGCUAGAAAAGGAGAGAGACGACCUUCAGUCUAUUCUGGUGUCUGUGAACCAAGAGAAAGCAAAGGCAGAUCAGGAGAAAACAGAGUUAGAUGCAGAGAGAGUAAAGCUUCAGUCCAAGAUCUCGUUGGUAGAAACGGAGAAACAGAACCUCCAACAAACCGUCUCCUCAUUGGAGCAGGAAAAGCUGAGGUUAGAGACCGAAACUGAGGAGCUGCAGUCCUCGCAGUUGAAGCUGGAAGAGGUGAAGAACAACCUGUCUUCAGCUCUUUCCAUGCUGGAAGAAGAGAAGCAACAGGCAACAGCGGAGAAGAAGAGGCUCGCACGGGAACAUGAGGUUCUGCAGAAAACAGUCGCCUCCAUGGAAGAAGAGCUGGAGACACACAAACGCUCCAUGACCCAGCUCAGUGAGCAGGUCUCUGAAUUGACUUCCAGUUUAGCUCGUCUGACUAAAGAGAGAGACUCUGCUCUGAGCAAAAUGAACCUUUGGAUGAAGACCUGCAAACAGCUGGAGCAGGAGAAGCAGAGCAUCCUGAACAGCUCAGAAGGAAGAAGCAGUGAGGAGUUUCAGGCUGAAGCGACCCAGCUGAGGGCGCAGGCAGAGGUCAGGGAGAAAGAAGUGCAAGAACUGAAAACCGCCCUGGAGAAAAAAACGACAGAGGCUGAGGAAAGACGACAAGAACUGAAGCAAAAGGAGGAAGAGGUGAGGGAGAGAGCGGCUGCUCUGGAGGGAGUGAGAACAGAGAAGGAAAGGGAGCUGGAGGAGAUCAGGAAGGAGCUGGAUGAGGCUAACGCGCUUCUGGAGGAGAAAAGCACGGAGGCCGACGAGAGCAUGGAGAAAUACUGCAGCCUGAUGGUUAAAGUCCACAAGCUAGAGGAGAGCAAUGACGCGCUGAAGACCCGACUGGAGCAGCUCACUGCCAGCCAGCCUGUGAACGAAGCCAAGGUCCCUCCUGAAACCCGCCGGCGUUCAGCGAGGAAGUCUGCCUCCAAACACCAGGAAGAAAAAAUGAGUGAAAACACCGAGAAUCUGGCUCCCACGACAACGCCGAGCUCUCCGCAGGGGUGGUCUCCGGGGAAACGGGGUCACAAGGAGAUCAGUGACAGAGACGGCGCCCAGGAGGCUCUGCACAACCUGACCAAGAAACUGAAAGCCAACACCGCGACGCCCAGAGGAAGAGCAGAACAGGACGACGAAGAGUUCAGACCAGAAGGCCUGCCUGACCUGGUGCAGAAAGGGUUUGCUGAUAUCCCACUGGGGGAGGCCAGUCCGUAUAUCAUCCGGAGGACCACCGGGAGGCGCUGCAGUCCUCGGCUGGCUGCCAGGCAGACUCAGCCUGACGUCAAGGUUUUGGGGUCGGUCCAUCUGCAGAGUCCCUCUGGUUCAUCAUCGGACGGCUCUGACGGGCAGCGCCAGCCUCCGCGUGGCGAACAGGAAGCAGAGCAGAGAGAGAAGCAGGUUUUAGUGGAGCGAACAAAGCAGGGAGAAAACUGUCAUGUUCAGUAGAUCACUUCACACACGCAAACUAAUGUUCGCUUGAUCACGAGGUUGUUUAAAAUUUCACCUAAUGGUAUAUAGGGCCUACAUUUUUCACUUUUUCAUUUGAGGAGAAAGCACUUCUGUUUUUUUUUUUUGUCUGAUUGAAACGAAGCAUUUCCUGUUCUGUUUAUUCUGCAUGCAGCUCGGCGUCAUCAGGAAGAAAUGGAAAUAUGAAAAUCUUUUUUUCUUCCUAUCAUUGCUUUUUGUUCAGCUGUUUAUUUUUUUACUACAUUUUUUAAAACACUUUUUUAAAUUAGUCAGACGUAUUGUAGCUGUUUGUCAUUUUUCUGCCUUUAUUUUACUGUCACUCUCUCGCUGUAAGAAAUACUUUUUAGCUCAUUUUUUUUCUGUAAAUGAUGGCAGCUGACUUCUUACAUUUCCAUCUUUUUCUGCUUUGUAUUGAUGUCUAACGUUUUUUAAUAAACCCAUUUUAACAACU